AUGGAGAAGCCAGAGCCUCUUAUGCGCACCGACUUCCCAGAUCGUCAUUGGGAAAAAUUGGGGUCCGAUCUGUUCUACUGGAAAGGGGUCAACUAUCUACUAGUGAUUGACUACUCCUGCCGAUACAUCGAGAUUGCUAAGCUGAAUUCCACAACCUCGGAAGUGAUAAAUGGCCACCUCAAAUCAAUAUUCGCGCGUCAUGGAAUUCCGGAUACCUUGAUAUCGGACAACGGCCCGCAAUAUGCGAGUGCAACAUUUCAGAAAUUUGCACGAGAUUACGGGUUCAAACACUCGACGAGUAGCCCCCAUUACCCACAAGGGAAUGGUGAAGCUGAGAGAGCUGUACAGACCGUAAAAAGACUACUUAGUGGCUCUCAAGAUCCUUACUUAGCUCUACUAGCUUAUCGUGCUACACCACUACGGAACGGCUACAGUCCUUCGGAACUACUGAUGAGCCGGAAACUUCGAACAACACUUCCAGAGAGUCCAACAAAUCUCUCUCCUAAGUGGCCAGAUCCAGAGUCUGUUCGUGACCAAGAACGGGUAGAUCGAACAUCUCAAAAGCUCUUCUUCGAUAGAUCACACCGUGCAGUCCGACGCUCAGAGUUACAUCCCGGGGAUACAGUGUGGGUAAAAGGACCCGGUGGUGGGUUCAGUGGUACUAUCGCCAAAUCACUGAAUGGUCGCUCAUACUGUGUUAAGAUUCGACGAAACAGGAGACAGCUGGUCCAAGCUCCAGCUAUGAGUCCGGGUAUUCCCCGAAGGAAACUUUGUAAUAUAAACCGUACAACCACAACGGCGCCCACGUUAGCCUUAUUGACAGGGCUGCAGGGGAAUUAUGUGUUGUAUGGUAAAUACGAAGAUCAGUGUAAGGAGGCAUGA
Pecten maximus is the source of this 882-nucleotide messenger RNA. RefSeq lists its product as uncharacterized. Gene Ontology annotation, molecular function: nucleic acid binding. The transcript is spliced from 2 exons. Bases 1 to 882 code for a protein of 293 amino acids. NCBI's taxonomy places the organism in Eukaryota, Metazoa, Mollusca, Bivalvia, Pectinida, Pectinidae. Gene Ontology annotation, biological process: DNA integration. The record is from RefSeq and is a predicted model, not a curated record.